Ogataea philodendri is the source of this 1116-nucleotide messenger RNA. RefSeq lists its product as uncharacterized. The coding region runs from base 1 to 1116 and encodes 371 amino acids. NCBI's taxonomy places the organism in Eukaryota, Fungi, Ascomycota, Pichiomycetes, Pichiales, Pichiaceae. The record is from RefSeq and is a predicted model, not a curated record. The transcript has a single exon.
AUGUACAACAUAGACGAGUUGGUUGAUUACAUCCGGUCGUUUGACUAUUGGCGCAAAACUUUGAGGGAAAUAGCCUCCAACCAUUAUAAUUUGAAGGACCCCGAACACGACGUGGAAGUCCGCAAAUCCAUGACCCCAAACGAAAUCGUCAGUUGCAAGUACAUCAAGGAUUCCUGGAAAUUGGUGUACGGGAUCUACAAGAAUCGGCGGUUGUUUGUGGAGUACGACGACUAUCAGAUCGACGAGCCACAAAGUCACCUCACCCGAUCUCUUUUGCAUGUCAACAAGACGUAUCUUGUCAAAUACCGUAAGACGGUGCAACUUUCUGCCGACAUCUACAAUUUGUCGUGUGGACUAAUCAUUCAGAAUGCUCUGGGGUUGGGCAGCAUGAAUUUUAAAGUGAUCAGAACAGAUACAAACCAGGAGUUGCUCAGUUUCUUCCCGGCCACCAAUAUUAACGACCUGGUUCCGCACGGCAAGUUUGUGCUGCUGGACCUGGGAGAUUUCACCUUGCGGAUGACCGACGAGGAGAAACGCACAUUGACCGAAAACAAACAGCUGGAGGUGGACAUUGUGAUGGAAGAGACUGGACUUUAUCUCAAGUCUGGGUUUGUGGUUUGUUUUAUCGACGUGAACGCUUAUCCUUCGUCGAGCAAGGGAAUUGACCCGUACACGAACAAGGUCGUUGUCACGGAGAAACGUCCGUGGAUGGCGUGGUCGAUCGACAACCAGGAACCCAUUCCGGAGGUUGUUGUGAACCGGUUACUAAAACGGCUAUACAAGUCGAUCAACGGGCUGGUUUCGAUGAAGCCACAGGAGUCGCCGUUCCAGCGGAUCGGCAGUUUUGCAGAGCUGAACGGCCGGCAGCCAAUCCAACAGACCAAGACAGAACGGCGGCGCAGAAACUCCGAGUUCGAGCCCAUCAUCGACGUGGAUACCUACAACAGAGAUUUCUACUCAAACGUCAACGAGAACGGCGAGCCAAUCACACGCACCUUCCGAUACCUGACCCAGUACGAUAGACGGCUUCAAGAGACUCGUGUGGCGGUGGGUGAGGAGCACGUUGCUGUCAACGAGCCGCUAAAAUGGAAAUUAUCCACCAUCUUAGAGGUGUAA